Daphnia pulicaria is the source of this 566-nucleotide messenger RNA. RefSeq lists its product as uncharacterized. The record is from RefSeq and is a predicted model, not a curated record. The transcript is spliced from 5 exons. Bases 178 to 543 code for a protein of 121 amino acids. NCBI's taxonomy places the organism in Eukaryota, Metazoa, Arthropoda, Branchiopoda, Diplostraca, Daphniidae.
ACAGUAGAGUACACCAGGAGCAAUUAUAGUUUGAAUUCAAAAGUCAAAUCAUAGUGAACAUUAUUCUAUUCUCUAAUCAUUUUAGUUUGUUUUAUCACAUUUUUAUCAGUUUUGUUAUCAAAAAUUUAAAAUGAAGCCACGCCACAGUGUCAAGAUCUAAGGGUGAAGUUGAACCUAAUGAGACAACUUAAGUGUCAAAAACUGAAGAGUCAAGUGUUCAUUGUCUCUCUCCCAAGUACUUCAGUGGAACAAAUUAAACUGAAUCAACUAUAUGGGGUACCCAUACAAUGCAGAGACUUAAAAAUUAGUAAGGCAACAAGAGAAAAACCUCCGUUUCAUGGGAAGAAGCAAAAAGUGAGAUAUAGCCACAAAAAAGAUCUGUUGAAAAAAUUUCGGCAAUCAAUGCAGGCUUCCAGAUGCAGUGACUUGAAAGUGAGACCUGAUCACUCAAGAAACGACGGUUUCAUCUUGGAACACGACAAUUCCUGGCCGAUCUUCAUAGAGGAAGAGGGAGUCAUGUCCCUCAGGAGCUCUGCGUUUUAGCUGCUCAAAGAAAUGUUUGACAA